GGGAGCGCGCCGCGUCUAUCCCGGGCCCGGCUCCGUGCGCGCUGGCCGCGGGAGGGCGGGGGAGCGCCGGGGAGCCCGAGGGGAGCGAAGUCUCGCGAUAUCGCGCGCGGCGGCGGUGGCGGCGGCGGCGGCGGCGGCGACGGCAGCAGCGGCGGCGGCCGGGGAGGUUCACAAUAAAGGUGCUAAUAAAGAGAAUGUAAGACAAGAAUAUAAUUGAAUAUUUGAUUGAGCACCAAACUACUGGCAUGGUUGCCUCAGAUAAUAGGAUUUCUCCUCUGGUUAAUUAGAAACCAAAGAACUGGAUUACAAGUCUCUUCAACAGACCACAUUUAAGAGGUAUCUCGGACUACCCAUUGCCAGUGGCUGGAACACAAUGGAUCACCCAGGGGCACUAGACACUGAGGAUGAAUUGGGACCUUUAGCCCAUCUUGCUCCAAGUCCUCAAAGUGAAGCUGUUGCCCACGAAUUCCAAGAACUCUCCUUGCAGUCCAGUCAGUACUUACCCCCUCUGAACGAAAGGAAGAAUGGAAGUAUAGUCUUUUGGGAGUCAGGACUCCAGUCUCCUCUGCUGACUCAGUCUGUGAGCAUGGUGCUUCAGCUGAGGCUGCAACAGAGGCGGACGCGGGAACAGCUCGUGGACCAGGGCAUCAUGCCACCCUUGAAGAGCCCAGCAGCAUUCCAUGAGCAGAUAAAAAGCUUGGAACGAGCCAGAACUGAAAACUUUUUGAAGCACAAGAUUCGAAGCCGACCAGAUCGUUCUGAACUUGUCAGGAUGCACAUUUUAGAAGAAACAUUCGCAGAGCCAUCCCUGCAGGCCACUCAGAUGAAGCUGAAAAGAGCCCGCCUCGCUGAUGAUCUCAAUGAAAAGAUUGCUCAGAGACCUGGUCCUAUGGAGCUGGUAGAGAAAAACAUCCUGCCUGUAGACUCCAGUGUUAAGGAAGCAAUUAUAGGUGUUGGGAAGGAAGGCUAUCCCCAAACUCAGGGUGAUUUCUCAUUUGACGAAGACAGUAGUGAUGCUUUGUCUCCAGACCAGCCCGCCAGCCAGGAGUCGCAGGGCUCGGCUGCAUCCCCAAGUGAGCCAAGAGUUAGUGAGUCACCGUCUCCUGUGACUGCAAACACUCCAGCCCAGUUUACUACAGUGUCCCCAACAGUUCCUGAAUUCUUGAAAACUACUACUACUACUACUACUACUACUACUACUACGGAUCAGCCCCCUACAAGGUGCACAGCUCCUGUGCUCCCCCCAAACACUGUGUCCUCAGCAAAGCCUGGGCCAACACUGGUAAAGCAAAGCCACCCCAAGAAUUCAAAUGACAAGCACCGUAGCAAAAAAUGCAAAGACCCCAAACCACGGGUAAAGAAGUUGAAAUAUCACCAGUACAUUCCCCCCGACCAGAAAGGUGAGAAGAGUGAGCCGCAGCUGGACUCCAACUACGCCCGCCUGCUCCAGCAGCAGCAGCUGUUCCUGCAGCUGCAGAUCCUGAGCCAGCAACAGCAGCACUACAACUACCAGACCAUCCUGCCUGCGCCACUCAAGCCACUCAAUGACAAAAAUAACAACAGUGGCAAUUCAGCUUUGAACAAUACUACACCUAACACACCAAGACCGAAUGCAUCUGCUCCUGUGAGGAAGCCAGGACCUCUGCCUCCCAGUUUGGAUGAUUUAAAGGUAUCAGAACUGAAAACAGAACUGAAGCUGAGAGGUCUUCCAGUGUCAGGCACCAAACCAAACCUUAUCGAACGCUUGAAACCCUUCCAGGAGAUGAACAGCAACGGAGCUGCUGCUGAUGGCAUCGUGGCCGUGUCAACAGCUGCUGUCAUCACCAGCAGCCCAGAAGUCACCAUGGCAGUGCCAGUCACCACCCUGCAUAACUGUGUGGCAAGCUCGGGCUCCCCUCUCAAGGCAGAACUGCCCUCUGCUGGAGCCAGCAAUAUGAUCCACGUGGAGAAUGUUAACUCGCCUCUGCCAAUCUCACCAUCUCCCUCCGAACAGUCCAGUCUCAGCACCGAGGACACAACCAUGGCCGACACUUUCACUGAGAUUAUGACCAUGAUGUCUCCAUCCCAGUUCUUGUGUUCAUCUCCGUUGAGAGUGACCAGUAACGAAGACAGCCUGAGUCCCACCAGCAGCACUCUGUCCACUCUGGAACUGGAUGCAGCUGAGAAGGAUCGCAAGCUUCAGGAGAAAGAAAAGCAGAUCGAAGAGCUAAAGAGGAAAUUGGAACAAGAGCAGAAGCUCGUGGAAGUUCUGAAAAUGCAACUGGAGGUUGAAAAACGAGGGCAGCAGCAGCGGCGGCCACUGGACCCCCAGCCCAGCGCCCCUGCUCAUUCUGUCAGCCAGUCAGAGCAGAAACAGGGCAGUGUGGGCUCCUUCGUCAAAGAUGAGACCUCACUCGCUGACUGCUCCAGCCCCAGGAAGCCUGUCCCGGUAGCCAGCCAUCCUGUGGGGCAGCCUGUCUCUGUAGGUGGCCAGACCCUUGUCACCAAAAAGGCUGUGGUGAUCAAGCAAGAGGUCCCUGUGGCCCAGGCAGAGCAGCCAAGCGUGGCCCCACAGUUCUACGUGAGUUCCCAGGCACCGCCACCGCCACCGCCUGCUGUUGUCGCUCAGCCGCAGGCUCUGCUGACCACGCAGACUGCUCAGCUGCUGCUCCCAGUGUCCAUCCAGGGCUCCAGUGUCACCUCUGUGCAGCUCCCCGUGGGCAACCUCAAACUGCAGACUCCACCACAAGCAGGAGUCCAGACUCAGCCUCAGAUAGCAACCACCACCUUGUCCUCAGGCUUGGCACAGACUGCGCCUCAGCAACCAGGCACGUUCGCACCGCACGUGCUCAGUCAGCCGCAAGUCAGAAAGGUUUUCACAAGCUCGGCAUCCAAUACAGUUCUUCCAUAUCAGAGAUCACCGGCUCCAGCGGUCCAGCAGCCCUUCGUUAACAAGACGUCCAGCAGCGUUCUCCAGUCCAGAAGUGCGCCCCUUCCGUCCCUGCAAAACGGACCGAGCCCGCCCAGCAAGCCGAGCUCACCCCUGCCACCCCAGCAGUUUGUCGUCCAGCACUCUCUGUUUGGGAGCCCGGUCCCCAAGACGAAAGACCCGCCGCGCUACGAGGAGGCCAUCAAGCAGACACGCAGCACCCAGUCCUCUCUCCCAGAGGUUUCCAAUGCACACAGUCAGCAGAUGGACGACCUCUUUGACAUCCUCAUUAAGAGUGGAGAAAUUUCUCUCCCUAUAAAGGAAGAGCCUUCUCCAAUUUCCAAAAUGAGACCAGUGACAGCCAGCAUCACCACAAUGCCAGUCAACACCGUGGUGUCCCGGCCACCGCCCCAGGUCCAAAUGGCACCGCCCAUAUCUCUAGAACCUCUGAGCAGUUUAUCUGCCAGCUUAGAGAACCAACUGGAAGCUUUCUUGGAUGGGACUUUACCUUCAGCCAAUGAGAUUACUCCACUACAAAGCAGCAGCGAGGACCGAGAGCCCUUCUCCCUGAUCGAGGAUCUCCAGAACGACCUGCUGAGUCACUCGAGCAUGCUGGACCCCUCACACUCGCCCAUGGAGACCGCCGAGGCCCAGUUUGCCGCGAGCACUCCCUGCCUGUCCCUGGACCUCUCUGACUCAAACCUGGACAACAUGGAGUGGUUAGACAUCACCAUGCCCAACACGUCGUCGGGACUCACUCCCCUCAGCGCCACUGCCCCAAGCAUGUUCUCUGCUGACUUCCUAGACCCCCAAGACCUGCCGUUGCCAUGGGACUAACAUCACAGAUUCGUCGUCUGAGUUCACGAGGUUUAAGAAGACAGUACUAAAAGGUCAGUUUUUAGAGACAGCUCUAUAGUUGCGUCAUUGCAAUGAAAACAUGUCACAGAAAAAAACGGAUAGAUGGUCACAGCAUGGAAACCAAGUUUGAGGACGUUUCAUUGCACCCAGCAGUGAAUGUCUGCAUUUAAUAUAGCACAGGGCCUUCUGAAAAACCACUAGUCAAAGAAGACCCGUUUCUCCAGACUUCAGUAAAGAAUGCAAAGUACCUUUAGAUAAAACCUAGAGAGUAAUGUGUGCAGGAUAACGACAUGCAGAUUCUCUGGUUAGCAACUACAUUUAAACCUCUGUGGUCACUUUCAGGCCCUAAAUACAAGCAGACAGCUCCACUCAAACAAGAAAGCCGCGUGAGGGAGGUGAGGGAUCACCGCACCUGUUUCUAGCCUGGCCUGAGCCGCCCACAACAGCAGGGAUCCAGGCAGCGGAGAGCGCCAGCCAGGCGGCAAAGGCUUCCAGCUGAAGACUUUGGGUUCCAUUCAUAAACCAAUGUAAUAUUUUUGUGUUGUAGUUUAUCUUGUGAUUUUUGGAAUCUUACUUUAGACUUCCAACUGUAAAUGAAAGUUCUUUCACUAUAACCAGACAAUGUCUUCAAAACACUUCAUAAACCACCCCCUGUAAAAAGUCUGGGUCUAUUGGUAACACUGUAAACUCUGCUAGCAAUCCUCUGGGUUGAUUAGAUUGACUUAAUGUGUAAAUUAGACAUAUAUCUGUGCACUCUAUGUUGGGAUUUGUACAGCCUACAUGGGCAUAAGUAGUGGCCCUACUACUUUUAAUAAGUCGCAUAUUUCUGGAGUACUUGAGCCACAUGUAUUUCUGUAUUUUUAAGAAAUAACUUUCAGGUAACCAGACCAUCUCAAAGAACCAAGGAAAGGCUUUCGUGUAAAAUAUCUUUCUGAGCUGGUGAGCUGCAAAGUGAAGGCAGGAGGAGUCUGUUCCCGGACAUUCCCACACCGGUUACAGGUGAGCCUGCUGCCGAGUUGGCCUCGGACCCCCUCCGGCUGCCUCUCCUGCCGCUCAUCCUGUCACUGCUUUACAGUUUGGAACUGGAUGUCAUACCGGGGCUUUCGCUAUCUUUUCAAGCCGAAGAUUGGAAAACUGGAGGUUUUAUUCGUUUUUUAUAUAGACAAAAAGGUAUCACAUUUGUUGAGUGGUUUCUUAAGAUUUUUCUAAAAUGCCAACUAUCACAGGAUUUCUAAAUGAUUUCAAAAUAGUCAUUUAAGUAUAUGACAAAAUGUAUAAAACUGAAAGAAAAAAAAACAAACCUACAAUCUACUAAAAAGUGUACAGGUUUUCAUUAAACAAUACUUUCCUGCUCUCCACCUCACCUGUGUGAGCCCUGGGGUCAAAUUGCUCUCUGAGUCAUUGGCAAUUGUUCCCACGGCAUGUAGAGGCAGCCUGACCCAUUAUUUGGAAAGAACUUGCGAAUCAUUCUGGGUUUGUGUUUUGCCUAAGAGCUGACCUUAUUUCAAAUUCUUAUUUCAGUUUGUAAAUUUCACUACAUGUAAGAAAAGCCUUUUUCCAGAACUCGGUCUCCCAGGACCCUGGAGCUCUGUUAUCUGGCCCUUCCCAACCUGAAGUGCUUCUGACUGGUUCCGGGUGUGCUCAGUGUAGUCUGCGGUGAGUAGUUUGUUAGAAAUUGGUCAUCCCCCCACGUGUGGGAUCCAGCAUGCUGCCGUCUGACCAAACCCAGCAAGAGGGUCUGUCACCAUCGUGGGCACAAUGUGCACCUUCGAGUCACUCCUUUCAGGGCUUGUCUCCGGGGCAGGUCUGAGAGAUGAGCUUAUCUGGUCCCUACUUGGACUCUAAGCAUCAUCUUUAUUCAGAUUUAAAUGGCUUAUUAGCACCAGACAUCAGUGGGGCUGUAGGAGACAACCGAACUAGUCUGCUGACUCGCUGAAGAACUUUGUUCCCAUCCUUCUAAGCUGUGUGCACAGGUCGUUUCCUAGCCCCUGUGAACCAUGCUACAGGAAGGCUGCUCUCCAAACACACUCAGUGCAAAGAAGGCCGCCUUCUUAGCCUGCUCUCCCUGGACUGUGUUGCUAAUGUGCCCACUUUACAUCUGUGUGCUAUCCUUCAUGUACCAGCAUUUCAUUUAAGAGGAAGAAAGGUAAGGAGUCCAAUAACUAAGUCUACCAGCCACCUACGCACACCAUUCCACUGGGCCCUCCCGGCCUGAGCAGCAAGCUGGGCAUCUGUAGGCUCCCAGCUACACGUUCCAGGUUUGAGGGAGGACACAGAUCGUGUGCUGCAUGUGACAUGACCAAAGAUGAUACUCUAACCAAGGCUCCUUUGCCCCAACUCAGGGUACGUGGGGGUGAAUGCAGUGGGAAAGGUGUUGUCUGAGGUGAGGUGUAAAGGCCCCGUCAGAACAGCUGGUUGGGUUUUUGUGUGCAGAUGUGUCGUUCAGAGGAGGUACUGCUACAGGUACUGUGGUAGAGCAUCUUGCCAAGAAAACAUCUCCUAGAAACGUACUCUCUCACAGCCAGUCUUAUUCCCCCAAAUAUUCCUGAAACACGGUAGUAUCAGGUUACCUUCCUGUGUAUAUAGGUAUGCAGUCAUGUCACGGGGAGGGAUGCACAGAGGUUAUACCAAAGCUGCUUCCACAGUCUUUGGGAGUCGGGGGUGUAGUUGUCUUGCACAUUUCAGCAAAGCAUGUGCUAGAACCUAGGGACAGUGUUAGUGGUUCGGGUUCUAGUGUUUUUCCUGAAAUGUGCAAUCUACUGUAUAGCACUUGCCAUGUAUUUGUACAUAGAUGUAUUCUGAAUUCAUAGAAUUUCUCAUUCAGAUACUAUUUGUGAUUGUUUUAUAUGAAUAUUUUUAUAAUACUAAAGAGAUCUUAUUUAAAUCUCCUUUUUAAAACCUGCACGGUCCUGUGACCCAUGUUCCUGACACUUUGUAAGUGCCGUUUAAGAGCAGUGGCCAUGGCAGUCUGGUUCUGCCUCCAAAGUGCCGCCGCUUGUAAGUGAGGUUAUGGUAAUAAGAUAGCAACUGAGAGCCGUGUCAGGAGCAUGGCACCCGUUCUGUCACCAGAGCUGACGCAGGUGUCCUCACCCUCAGCCCAGAUCAUUCCAGGUCACACACAGCUUGCUUCGUCCUUUCCGAAUUCCCACUGGCCAGCCACGACAGCUGACAAGACAGCUGUCCCCACGAGUGAGGGGACAGUCCGUCUCCUGUCCGCAGACACUGGCCGAGGGGAAGUGGGAAAGCUUUCUGGCAGCAUCCAGUGCACACCACACGCCAUGCCCAGGGCCGCCUCCCCCACGUUGCUGUCCAGUGGGGAGCGCCCAGCACCGCAGGGACGGUUAGAGAACUUUAGGGAGAACAGUUACCGGGAGUCUACCAGCUGAGCAGCACGGGUCCAUUUCACCACAUUCACAAUAACCCUCCCUUUCCUAUCCAUCACCAACAACAUGGAUCCUGGCUACGGGCAGCAGAGCAGAAUACCACACCAACUGUCCAUCAGGCCACAGAGUUAGCCCCAAUUACCAAAAACAUUAACUGGAAGGUAAGGUUUAUCAAGAAACACAGCUUCCCAGUGCGGUCAUGUGUGUUUGGAGAGCAUCCUAACUGCAUUUCAGCUCAUCUUUUAAAAAGUGGCUUCAGUCAAAACUGGAAAAUAAUUCAGCUAUAUUAAUUCCUUCUCAAACUUUGGAGAGCUUGCUCAGUGAUCUUUCCAGGCUACGUUUUUACGUGUGAAGUGACUGUCUGCAUGGCAAUAUAUGUUCUUCCCUGCUCACCCUUCUGCCAGCAUUCGAGGGAAUGCAUCAUUGCAGAGGGCUUCUACCGGAAAUCUUUGAUUUGAGGCCUGUAAUUUAAAAAGCUGCACAUGUUUACAAAAGCACUCUACCCCUCCACACAAACACAUUGCUCUGUGAAUCGUUAUUGAAAAAAAUGUCACAGUCUUGUAACAGCAGGAUGGCAAUCUCAGUUCUACAAGGUGCUGUCUGGAAUCAGAUAAAACUUGUCAGUGGCAAUAUCAACACCACUGUCGUGUUUAACAGAGCUUUGUGCCAACUACUAAGUCGAAGCUUUAACCAAGUUCAUGAAUCACCGAGACUCAUAACAAUUACCUCUACAUUACGCUGUAAGAAAAGUUGCUGAUUUGGUAGGAGGAAGAAGCAUUUAGGAAAGGGUUUAGUAUCUACCAAAAGUACUUAACCUCAGGCAACCAAUAGUAAUGCAAACUUGCUUUAAAGGAACCAAAGGCAUUGCCAAGUAUUUGCCAAAAGAAGGCACUUUUUAUUUAAAAUUUGAGACUAAGGAGAUCUCAAAAAUCAGUCCCAAAAAUGUAUUAUCCAUUUAAGGUUAUAAUUUUCAGAGGUGUAGAUAUUUCUCUAUCAUUUUCAUGUAAAAUAGUAUAGAUUUGUUUUGUUGGUUUAGGAUAGUACAUAGUAGUAAUACAAAGUUUGUUUCCUUUCUACGUACAACUUAGCUUUCUUCUUUUCUUGCUUGCAAUAGAAAUGCAACGUGAUAGGUGUUUCUCUUAUUUUCAUUGUCACAUUAUGUCUUAGCAUCUCACUUUAUGGAAAAAAAAAAAAAAAGGAGAAAAUACCAAUCUACAGAGCCCUGCUUAUUAAAGCACUCGCUUAAGAAAUAAAAAGUUAUGGCAAUUGGGGGUCCAUUCAUGUAUUGCCUUUGUGUUGUUUUUUAAAAGAAAAACCAUGAUGCCUUUGUAUUUGCUGUUUGCACCCCUGAAAUCAAUUCCAUAUCAUGUUUGAAUGCCAUAUGUUUUGCACAUGUACUGUAUAUAGGUAAUGCAUACUGUAUUUUUAUAUGUGUGCACAUUUAUCAUCAGAUCUUUUGUACAUAGUGGCAGUAUUGUAGCGGAUCGGAAAAUGUUUGAUAUCUCAGCAAUUUUGCAUUUUUGUGUCUCAAAUAAAAAAACAUUUUGAUGUA
Messenger RNA from Pipistrellus kuhlii (Kuhl's pipistrelle), 8701 nucleotides. RefSeq names its product myocardin related transcription factor B (gene MRTFB). Lineage: Eukaryota; Metazoa; Chordata; Mammalia; Chiroptera; Vespertilionidae. The record is from RefSeq and is a predicted model, not a curated record. Gene Ontology annotation, biological process: smooth muscle cell differentiation. The transcript is spliced from 19 exons. Bases 374 to 3745 code for a protein of 1123 amino acids.